Saccostrea echinata is the source of this 940-nucleotide messenger RNA. RefSeq lists its product as uncharacterized. NCBI's taxonomy places the organism in Eukaryota, Metazoa, Mollusca, Bivalvia, Ostreida, Ostreidae. Bases 1 to 936 code for a protein of 311 amino acids. The record is from RefSeq and is a predicted model, not a curated record. The transcript is spliced from 4 exons.
AUGUUUGGAUCUGAGUACGACACGACAGGGCCAUUCUUUGGUCUCCACAAUGGUGACGAUGUUCCUUGUGCUGUUUGCAGAAGCACAGUGGAAUCCAGUGUUCUAAUGAUACCUGGGAAGAACAGCUGCUACAGCGGAUGGACGAUGCAGUACCACGGGUAUCUCGUCUCCGGAAACCAUGACCAUAAAUCAGCAACAGAGUAUAUUUGUCUUGAUGAACAUCCCGAAGCCCUUGUUGCAGGGGGAGCAGACCAAGAUGGAAAAGCAAAUAUGGAAAAAAGGAUUUUACUUAACGAUCCGGACUUGAUACACUCUCAGAUUCAAGCUUUGGAGAGAAAAGUCCAGGACACGAUGGCGAAAUAUACUGAUCUGACGACAAAGUACAACACUUUGCUGACCAAAACGAAUGCUGGCGGAAUAUUUGUUCGAUGGGGACGAAAAGAAUGUCCAGGAAAUAAUACUGAGCUUGUUUACUCAGGCUUCGCUGGCGGUUCCUGGUAUUACCACACUGAAGCGGCAGCUGAAUAUGUCUGCCUCCCUCGUGACCCCGACCUUACAACAAAAUUUUCUUCAAGUGAUGCCUUAAUGUACGGCUCGGAAUACGACUCAGGUGAAUUUGGCCAGGCGAGUGGCAACGAUGUCCCAUGUGCAGUUUGCCGAAGCAUGGUAGAAUCUACCGCUCUGAUGAUUCCUGGCAAAUCUUCCUGCUACGACGGCUGGAGCAUGCAGUAUCACGGAGACCUUGUCGCUGGAGCAUACUCACAUAAAGCGGCAAGCCAGUAUAUAUGUCUCGAUGAGCAUCCGGAGACUUUGACAGCAGGGCAGGAUGACCAUGACGGAAAACUAUUUUAUCCAGUUAAAGCUAUGUGUGGCUCUCUAGCUUGUCCUCCCUAUCACAACAAUAGAUAUCUUACAUGUGUUGUCUGCACUAAGUAAAUGA